AUGCGGGGUGACAGGACAGCGGGGCGGACGGAUGGGAUCGGACAGACGGACGGGCAAGGGGUCGCGGUUCUCCAUCCCUGCUUCACCGGGACCCCGCGCCGGCGGGCGGGGGGUGGUCCUCGGUGCGGUACCUCGGGCGCGGGGACCGCCGAUGUCGGGGCUGGUGGCCGGGACGAUGCUGCCACCUGGUGCCACGGCAUCGCGACAACACGGGGACCGGCCCGGGGGGUCGAGAGAAACACUGGGAUCGGCCUGGAGGGUCGAGAGAAACACUGGGACCGGCCCCAGAGUCGCAGGCGGCACCGGGACCAGCUUUGCGGUGUCGAAGGCGGCACCGUGACCAACCUUGGGGGUCGAAGAAAGCACCAGGACCGGCCCCGAUGGUCGCAGUCAGCGUCGGGACCGGGGGUCGGGGGACAGCUCUGGGACCGACAACGGGGGCCGAGAGUCUUGCCAGGACUCCCGGAGCAGCCCUCGGCCUCUCUGCCUGGUGGGAAUCCGUCGGGAUCAGGAGACCGUGGGACGCUGCCGUCCCUCUCCCGACCCCGCACCAGGGCCGGCCCCGACGCCAACGCAGACGGCACCGGCACCGUGAACGGCCGGGGAGAGGCGGGCGGGCUCCCCCUGACGGGGGGAGCGGCGGAGCGCGGCGAGAAGAAUCGCUGCCGGUCACUGUUCGCGUCCGUGUCCCUCUCCUUGUUCCUGUCCAAGUUCCUGUCUCGUUACGGUUCCUGGCCCACUACCGGUGCCGGUCCCUAUCCGUGUCCCUAUCUCGUGUCUGUCCUUGUCCCCCUGCCCGUGUCGAUGUCGGUCCCUGUCCCGGCGCCGGAGCAGCCGGGGGGCAGCGGGCCCGGGUCUCCCCCUCCCGCCCGCCCCGUCGCGGCAUCCCCGGAGCGCGCCCGGCGCCAGCUGCCGCGUUCCGCCCGCCCUCCCUGGGGCUGCGCACCCUCGGCCCCCCGACCCCCCGGGCCCCGCUCUCCAGACCCGGGCAGCGGGGACCCCCCCUCUCCCCUCCUCGCCCCUCGCAUCCCCCCGGUGGGCCCCUCGGCGGGCCGGGCAGGGCAGGGGGGUGCCGGCCCAGCCCAGCCAGAUGCUGCAGCCCCGGGCACCCCCCAGGCCUGGCAGCAGCACGAGGGUCCACGGCGGGUGAAGAGGGCCUGGGUGAUCCCCCCCAUCAGCGUCUCAGAGAACCACAAGCGCAUCCCCCACCUCUUGGUGCAGAUCAAGUCAGACAAGCAGCAGCCCGGGGGGGUGAUCUACAGCAUCAAGGGGCCAGGGGUGGACGAGGAGCCCCUGGGCAUCUUCUCCAUCGACAAGUUCAGCGGGAAGGUCUUCCUCAAUGCCAUGCUGGACCGGGAGGAGAACGACCGUUAUCGGCUGAGAGCCUUCGCACUGGACCUGGGUGGAGUGACACUGGAGGACCCCACUGACCUGGAGAUCAUCGUGGUGGACCAGAACGACAACCGGCCGCUCUUCCGGCAGGACGUGUUCACGGGGCACGUGGUGGAGGGGGCUGAGCCAGGGACCUGCGUGAUGAUGGUGGAUGCCACCGAUGCCGAUGACCCCGACACGGACAAUGCGGCACUGCAGUAUUCCAUCCUGGAGCAGGGCGCUGCCGGCAUGUUCAGCAUCAAUGCCACCACCGGGGAGAUCUGCACUGCACGGCCUGGCCUCGACCGUGAGACCAUGGGGGUGUACAACCUGACGGUGCAGGCAGCUGACAUGUCCGGGGAUGGGCUCACCACCACCGCCAUGGCCGUCAUCUAUCUGGAGGACAUCAACGACAACCCUCCCGAGUUCACCAAGGAGGAGUUCUCCAUGGAGGUGGAGGAGCAGGCAGCUGGUGUGGACGUGGGGAAGGUGUUUGUGCACGACAAGGACCUGGCGGGCUCUCCCAGCUGGCUGGCCAAAUACACCAUCCUGGAGGGUGACCCCGAGGGCGCCUUCGCCAUCCGCACCGACCCCCACACCAACGACGGUGUGCUCUCCGUGGUCAAGCCACUGGACCACGAGGUGCGGGACCGCUUUGAGCUGACGGUGUCGGUGCAGAAUGAGCAGCCGCUGGAGCCCACGGCCCCCGCCAGCCCCCGGGCUCUGGCCACAGUGCGAGUGCGUGUGCGGGAUGUCAAUGAGGCGCCUGUCUUCCGUGAGAACCCACGGAGAAUCAGCGUGUUGGAGGGGACCCCCCCGGGCACCCCCAUCACCACCUACACUGCCAGCGACCCUGACACCCACCAGAUCCAGACCCUCACCUACGCGCUGCUCUACGACCCUGCGGACUGGCUGCAGCUGGAUCCCCACGCCGGCACUGUCCGCACCAAGCGGGAGCUGCUGCACCCCUCGGCCUUCCUGCAGGGCGGCUGGUACAUCGCCCUGGUCCUGGCCCGAGAUGACGCCGAGCCCCCGCUCUCGGCCACCGGCACCCUCUCCAUCGAGAUCCUGGAGGUGAACGACCACGCACCGCAGCUGCAGCCGCCAGCAGGGGUGCUCUGCGGGCGGCCGGGACGCGGGGGGACUCUGCUCCUGGGGGCCACCGACGAUGACCGGCCCCCCCAUGGAGCCCCCUUCCACUUUCAGCUCAGCCCCCAGCAGCCCCAGCUCGCCCGCAACUGGAGCAUCACCCGCUUCAAUGUGACUCACGCGGUGCUGGCCGUGCUGGCGGAGCUGCCCGAAGGGCCCUACUCACUCCCGCUGCUGCUCCGGGACUCGGGGACUCCCCCGCAGGAGCAGCAGCAGCUGCUGAACGUCUCGGUGUGUCACUGCGGCCGGGACGGCACCUGCCAGGACGGGGUCCUGGCUGCCGCCACCGCCGGGGCCGGCAUCACCCUCGGGGCCCUCCUGAUCAUCCUCGGCAGCAGCAUCCUCCUCCUUGUGCUGGCGGCUCUGGGGGCCGUGCGGGUGCGCGGGCGCCGCCGGGCCCUGCGCAAGGGGCUGCUGGAGCGCUCCCGGGAUGAUAUGCGCGACAACAUCCUCAACUACGACGAGCAGGGCGGGGGCGAGGAAGACCAGGACGCCUACGACAUCAACCAGCUCCGGCACCCCGAGCUCUUCUCAGCCCGGGCCAAGCCGCCAGUGCGCAGGGACGCCCCGCUCAGCUCUGGGACCCCCUUGGCCCCCCGCAAGCUGCCCAACAGCCCCUCAGACAUUGAGGACUUCAUCAAUGAGGGGCUGGAGGCAGCUGACAGUGACCCCAGCGUGCCCCCUUAUGACACGGCCCUCAUCUACGACUACGAGGGCUCGGGCUCUGUUGCCAGCCCCCUCAGCUCCAUCGUCUCCAGCCUGACAGACGAGGACCAGGACUACGACUACCUGAGCGAGUGGGGGCCACGCUUUCGCCGCCUGGCCGACCUCUACGGGCACUAGCGGGGAUGAGGGGCAGGAGGGGAGCACCCCUUGCCCACAGAGGGGCUGGGGCAGGGAAGGGACAGAGGGGGGCUCACAUAGACAAGAGAUGACCAGAUGCAGCAGCUUUGUAUACGGACACGCACAAGACACCCACCCGGAGGGGCUUUGCGAGAGGCCUCCGCGCAGGGGGGUCCACACCUGCACCCCCCCCAGACCCCAGCCCAGCAAACCCAGGC
This is a messenger RNA of Lepidothrix coronata (blue-crowned manakin), 3581 nucleotides long. RefSeq names its product cadherin 15 (gene CDH15). Gene Ontology annotation, cellular component: catenin complex; plasma membrane; adherens junction. Gene Ontology annotation, biological process: calcium-dependent cell-cell adhesion; cell-cell junction assembly; cell morphogenesis. Gene Ontology annotation, molecular function: cadherin binding; calcium ion binding. The record is from RefSeq and is a predicted model, not a curated record. Lineage: Eukaryota; Metazoa; Chordata; Aves; Passeriformes; Pipridae. The transcript has 15 exons. Bases 1 to 3363 code for a protein of 1120 amino acids.